Messenger RNA from Doryrhamphus excisus (bluestripe pipefish), 1964 nucleotides. RefSeq names its product proliferation-associated protein 2G4-like. The record is from RefSeq and is a predicted model, not a curated record. Lineage: Eukaryota; Metazoa; Chordata; Actinopteri; Syngnathiformes; Syngnathidae.
ACCUCUCCCGCCCACCCCUCCAGUGGCGGCAACUGACUGAGGCUGAAGCCGACACGAGCCGAGCUGGGCGUCGCGGGGAUUCGAGUCACUUGACGGCCGAUUCAACUGACAAACUCUGCCGAGAUGUCCGACGACGAACAGGAGCAGACCAUUGCCGAUGACCUGGUGGUCACCAAGUACAAGAUGGGGGGCGACAUUGCCAAUCAGGCCCUGCGUCUGGUGAUGGAAGCAGCCAAGCCCGGCAUGUCGGUGUUGAGCCUCUGCGAAAAGGGUGACGCCUACAUCAUGGCAGAAACCGGAAAGGUCUUCAAGAAGGAGAAGGACAUGAAGAAAGGCAUUGCCUUCCCCACCAGCGUGUCUGUCAAUAACUGCGUUUGCCACUUCUCCCCGCUGAAGAGCGAUCCCGACUACACGCUGAAAGAUGGAGAUCUGGUGAAAAUUGACCUGGGUGUUCACGUGGACGGCUUCAUUGCCAACGUUGCACACAGUUUUGUGGUGGCAGCCACUAAGGAGAACCCGGUCACGGGCCGCAAAGCCGAUGUGGUCAAAGCAGCCCAUCUGUGUGCGGAAGCUGCUCUUCGCCUGGUCAAGCCUGGUAACCAGAACAUUCAGGUGACAGAGGCCUGGAAUAAGAUAUCCCAGUCGUUCAAAUGCUCACCGAUCGAGGGUAUGCUGUCUCAUCAGCUGAAGCAGCAUGUUAUUGAUGGAGAGAAGACCAUCAUUCAGAACCCCACAGACCAGCAAAGAAAGGACCACGAGAAGGCGGAGUUUGAGGUGCAUGAAGUUUACGCCGUGGACGUCUUGGUCAGCACGGGCGAAGGGAAGGCCAGAGACGGAGGUCUGAGGACCACCAUUUACAAGCGGGACCCCAGCAAGCAGUACGGCCUGAAGAUGAAGACGUCCCGUACUUUCUUCAGCGAAGUCGAGCGGCGCUUCGACGCCAUGCCCUUCACCCUCAGAGCGUUCGAGGACGAGGCCAAAGCGCGGCUGGGAGUGGUGGAAUGUGCCAAGCACGACUUGCUGCAGCCCUUCAGCGUCCUCCAUGAGAAAGAAGGAGAGUUGGUAGCUCAGUUUAAGUUCACAGUGCUGCUGAUGGCCAACGGCCCUCACAGAAUCACCAGCGGCCCCUUUGAGCCCGAGUUCUACAAGUCGGAGCAUGAGGUCCAGGACCCAGAGCUAAGGACUUUACUACAGAGCUCUGCAAGCCGGAAAACACAAAAGAAGAAGAAAAAGAAGGCCUCAAAGACGGCGGAAAACGCCGCCGGACAGACCAGUGAGGAAACGGAAGCGGCGGAAUGAAUACGGUACCGCCUUCGUGCCCAUGCAAGGAGACCCCAAAGAGAAGCAAGACCCCCUCCCUCCUCCCCCCAACAGUCCUCUAGUCAUUCUGAUCUUUCACAAUUUGGCCAACAAGCAGUAGGGGGCCUCGAGUAAAUAUUUCAUGAGAGACAUGGUCAACUGCUGAAUCAUGCUACUGCACCAACUGCAAUUGACCCCCUCCCCCACCACACACACCAUACUGUAAUUCCAGCAGAAGUAUUCCCUCCAUGACGUUGGCCACACCUUGGAACAUGACAUAAGUCAUCUUAGUCAAAUGAUGCACCGAUCACAGCUACUGAUGAACAUCCUGGGAAAGUAGUCAGUCAUCUACGUAGAGUUCCACGAGGUGUUUGGAGAGUCACGCAACCUGGCCGUCAUCCUGCCUGGACCGCUUUUGGGGGUUUUCUGGAAGAAUAACUGCGAACAAGCUGUUAAGGGAACAAACGCUAAAUUUACUGCCAUGACCUCCGUGACGAGAGAAGCCGUCAGGGUUUGAUGCUUCUCCAGCGAUCAUCUCACAUUGGAGGAGUUGUGGGUUCAGGUGUGCAGUGCAGCUCAUUUAGUGGGCAAAAACGACUUUUCAAGAAACCACAAUAAACCUUUUCAUACUCCUUUGUUUUCAAUAAAGGCGCAUUUAUGCCUAA